Daphnia carinata is the source of this 6050-nucleotide messenger RNA. RefSeq names its product kinesin-like protein unc-104 (gene unc-104). The transcript is spliced from 18 exons. The coding region runs from base 238 to 5475 and encodes 1745 amino acids. The record is from RefSeq and is a predicted model, not a curated record. Gene Ontology annotation, biological process: microtubule-based movement. Gene Ontology annotation, molecular function: microtubule binding; microtubule motor activity; ATP binding. Lineage: Eukaryota; Metazoa; Arthropoda; Branchiopoda; Diplostraca; Daphniidae.
UUCCAGAGCUUUUUUGUUUUAUUUUAUUUUUUGAGGGCACUUUGUUGAUUAUUUAACGCACGAAUUAAUAAACACAGUAAGGACUAGAGAAAGCAUCGAUCCUUUGUGUCAUGGAUCAAUGUUAUUGAGCUCUCUGAGUAGCUAAACGUCACACUUUUAUCUCCAAGCCCGGGUCGCUGCUGGAACUCGCGUCUGGAUUGUUUGUUUUUUUCGAUUGCAGCCGUUAAUCAAUCCAAAAUGUCGUCCGUUAAAGUGGCCGUUCGUGUGCGGCCAUUCAAUAGCCGGGAAAUCAACCGUGAUUCGAAAUGCAUUAUCGAGAUGAUCGACAACACCACAAUCAUUACCAACCCAAAGGCUCCAGCGGGAUCCAAGGAGGCUUCCAAAAGCUUCAAUUUUGAUUACUCUUAUUGGUCGCAUGACCCUCAAGAUUCCAAUUUCGCACCGCAAAUCAAUGUCUACAAAGACAUUGGUGAAGAGAUGCUUGAUCACGCCUUCGAAGGUUACAAUGUUUGCAUCUUUGCCUACGGUCAAACGGGAGCCGGAAAGUCGUUCACAAUGAUGGGCAAGCAGGAAGAAGGCCAAGAAGGAAUCAUCCCACAAUUAUGUAUGGACCUUUUCGGCCGAAUCAAUAGCGAUACUAACGAAGAUAUUCAGUACUCUGUCGAGGUCAGUUACAUGGAGAUUUACUGCGAGCGAGUUCGUGACUUGCUCAAUCCCAAGAACAAGAACAACUUGCGCGUCCGAGAGCACCCUCUCCUGGGACCGUACGUUGAGGACCUCUCCAAGCUGGCCGUUACUUGCUUUGACGAUAUCAACGAGCUUAUUGACGAAGGCAACAAAGCCAGGACGGUGGCGGCGACCAACAUGAACGAGACUUCCAGUCGAUCGCACGCCGUUUUCACGCUCAUCUUCACUCAACGCCGCUUCGAUCAGACAACAAGUCUUUCAACGGAAAAAGUCAGCAAAAUUUCUCUAGUCGAUUUGGCCGGGUCGGAGAGAGCCGACGCCACCGGCGCCAAAGGCACGCGUCUCAAGGAGGGAGCUAAUAUCAACAAGAGUCUGACGACUUUGGGUAAAGUCAUCUCGGCUCUAGCCGAAAUGGCGAUGAAGAAAAAGAAGAAGGGCGAUCACAUUCCGUACCGUGAUUCCGUGCUGACAUGGCUUCUGAGAGAGAAUCUCGGUGGCAAUUCGAAGACAGCCAUGAUUGCAGCCAUUUCACCUGCCGAUAUUAAUUAUGAAGAAACUCUCUCGACUCUCAGGUACGCAGACAGAGCCAAGCAGAUCGUCUGCAAGGCUGUCGUCAACGAAGACGCCAACGCCAAAUUGAUCCGCGAAUUGAAAGAAGAGAUUUCACGACUCCGCGAACUGUUGAGAGUGGAAGGCAUCGACGUCGAAGAAGGUCCCGACGGACAAAUCAUACGGGUGCUCGACACCAGGGAAAAUAAGGACCAGAAUCGUGCGGAAAAUGGCGGACAAGGGCCUACAGGAGCACCAUCGGUAGGCGAACCACAACGUCCAAGACUGGCAUCUGUUCCAUCACGAGCCGAAGAUGCUGUCGACCAGCUUCAAGAAAACGAGAAGCUGAUUGCUGAAUUGAACGAGACUUGGGAAGACAAAUUGAAGCGGACAGAAAUGAUUCGGUUACAACGUGAAGCUGUUUUUGCCGAAAUGGGUGUGGCUGUCAAGGAAGAUGGAGAUACUGUGGGCGUUUUCUCACCCAAAAAGACACCACAUUUAGUGAACCUGAACGAGGAUCCUUUCAUGUCCGAAUGUCUGCUUUAUUACAUCAAAGAUGGUAUUACAAGAGUCGGAUCGACCGAUGCCUGCAUUCCGCAAGAUAUCCAACUGUGUGGUCCGCACAUCUUGAGCGAGCAUUGCAUCUUUGAAAAUCGUGAAGGAUUGGUUUUAAUGGCGCCGGCUCCUGACGCUCUUUGCUACGUCAACGGUCGAGUCAUCACUGAACCGGUUCUGCUACGAACGGGAAAUCGUGUCAUCUUGGGAAAGCAUCACGUCUUCCGGUUCAAUCAUCCAGGUCAGCCUCGAGAGGCAUCGGCAAAGUCAGCCAGUAGAUCACCGGCGGAAACGCCCGUUUUGUUGGAGAAUGUCGACUGGAACUUCGCUCAGAUUGAAUUGCUGGAGAAGCAGGGUAUCGAUUUGAAAUUGGAAAUGGAACAAAGGCUAAUGGCCCUUGAAGAAAUCCAUCGGAAAGAGAAAGAAGAAGCCGACCAGCUCUUUGCUGAACAGCGGAAAAACUACGAAGCCCAGAUUGAUGCUCUUCAACGCAAAGUGGAAGAACAAACGAUGACCAUGUCGUUGUACAGCACUUGUACAUCAGACGACGCCAUCGACGACGCCAUCUUUGUCAAUCCCUUGUUUGAAGCCGAAUGUUGCUGGUCAGAGCGCCAAUAUCAAAUGGCAGCGUGGGGCUAUCACAAAUGGAAGUUUCACCAGUUCACUUCACUCAGGGAUGAUCUGUGGGGUAACGCCGUCUUCCUCAAAGAGGCUAAUGCAAUUUCGGUAGAAUUGAGGAAGAGAGUAACGUUUCAGUUCAUAUUGUUAACUGAUACGCCCUAUUCGCCGUUGCCCAGAGAAUUGCAAGAUCAGCACCAUCUAGCGGCUUCAUCGCCUACUCUUCACAGGAUCUGCGAUCCUUGGUCUCAGGAAUCUUGCCGACGCACUAUUGUCGCUGUUGAAGUGCAAGAUAAUCAAAACGGAGCCGUUCAUUAUUGGAGUCUGACAAAGCUACGUCAGAGAUUGGAACUUAUGCGCGAAAUGUGUCGCAAUGAAGCGGAGAAAUCGCCAAGCCAAUCACCCGGAUCAGCUCCAGCAAUUCAAAAUCAAUCGGUGGACAACUCAACCAUCAGCGGAAAUGAUCCGUUCUACGAUCGUUUUCCAUGGUUCCGGCUAGUCGGACGAGCGUUUGUCUUGCUGGGCAGCUUGCUCUAUCCUGUUCCGUUGGUUCACAACGUCCCCAUCGUUAACGAGAAAGGUGACGUGAGGGGAUAUCUCCGGGUGGCCGUCCAGGCUGUGCUGGACGAUGAAAAUGGCGACUAUUCAAGCGGAGUCAAACAGUCGGCUAGGAUUUCUUUCGCUGAGAGAGAAAGGAGUCAAACACUUUCGCAUUACUUGGAUGACCAACAAACCAAAGAGGCUGAAGGCGAAGAGGAGGAAUGCCAUCGAGUCGUCGAAGGGCAUGGUCGGGGUGAGGAUUCCAGCGGAAUAGAAUCAUCCAGUCAAGACGAGCAACAAGGUGAAAACGACGUUGGAAAGGAUGUCGAGUCGGUUUUGGCCGGACAUUUGUCUGUCGGGCGGGAUUUUACAUUCCGGAUUACGAUUUUGCACGCGGUCAACAUUCCCAUGGAGUACAGCGACAUCUUUUGUCAAUUUCAUUUUGUACAUCAUCAAGACGAGGCCUUUUCUACCGAACCGAUCCGCAACAAUUCCGCUAACCGGGGCAAUGGCGCUCCCCUCAGUUUCUACCACGUCCAGAACAUUACCGUCAAAGUGACAAAAACUUUUGUCGAUUACCUUCGCAGUCAGCCGCUCGUCCUGGAGGUCUACGGUCAUCUGCAACAGUCCCUUUCUCGCGAUAGAGCCAGUUCAGUUGGUGUCCAAUCCAGCAGCAAUCGUCUGCCACCCAAACGGAUGCUUCCGCCUCUUUUGCCCGUCAGUCAGCCCCUCCGUUCCACCAAAUUCGGAAUGCUUCCUCCGAGUCCUACUUCUCAGGUGGAUGCCAAACACGACCUGUUGGUUUGGGUAGAAAUCCUGGAAUUAGCGUCAAGUGGUGAAUACCUUCCGGUGAUGGUAGAACGGAAUCCGGAUUUGCCUUGUCGCAGCGAAUUUAUCCUUCGCCAAGGUUUGCAACGUCGCAUCCGCAUCACCCUCGUUCACGAGGUCACGGAAGAAUUGAACUGGAACGACGUUCGCGAACUGGUUGUGGGACGAAUUCGCACGGGAGCUGAGUGCGAUAACGGCGAUGAAAUUUACGAGAAUGAUAUGUCGGUUGUCUCUUUGGGGCUCUUCCCUGGCGAAGUUCUCGAAUUUCCAGGUGACACGCGCCAUUUCUAUCGGUUUGAAGCCGCUUGGGACUCGUCGUUGCACAACUCCGUGCUGCUCAACCGAGUCACGCCCUCCGGCGAGCACAUUUACUUGACCAUGUCGGCCUAUGUCCAGUUGGAUAAUUGCGAACAGCUGUCCGUCAUCACCAAAGAUCUUUGCGUCACCAUUUUAGGUCGUGAUGCCCGCACAGGGACCCGUACCAUAAAGCAAUUCUUCCGGGGAAAUCGACACUCUGAGUCGACUCGGAUGUCGGGCAUCUACGAAGUCCUGAUGAGACGCGUAUCGGGUCACGGCAACGGCAAUGGAGCAGGCAGUCCCGGUAUCCAGAGAAGGCAAAGACGCGUCAUGGAUACGAGCGCAUGUUACGUACGCGGUGAAGAAAAUUUGGAUGGAUGGCGUCCUCGUGGUGAUUCGCUCAUCUUCGAUCAUCAAUGGGAACUGGAAAAGUUGUCGCGUUUGGAGGCAGUCGGUCGGACCCGUUAUUGGCUUCUUCUGCGUGAACGACUUGGACUAGAUGGAAAGACAAAUGCUGCAGUUUCCAGCAAAUUAUUGCGAACUGUUGGCCAAGAUAUUACCAAAUCUGAAAAAGAAAUGUGUAAUAUGAUGGCCAAAGCUCACACAAAUGAGAUCAUUAAAUCACCGUCUGCUCCUCCAUCGCCUCCCUCCGUUCCUGUUGCUGGGAACAGACCGGAUGGCAUUGAUCCUUAUCAAUCGUGGCAGAUGACGGAUCGCGAGAGAGAGAUAUCUACCAAAUACAUCAAUUUAAUCCAAGGGAAACGCAUUCGGAAGGACCCUUCCUUACUCUCUCUUACUCCGCUAGAUGGCAGUAAUAACACAAUGGCCAAUACCAGCAACCCGCUAUCGCCUGAAACGCCAUCUGGUAACGGUCCCGCACUCUACAUCCCUUCGCCAGGCCAAGAGAGUCGGGCCUUUAUUCCCAACGCCUCUUACACCGUCGAUCCGCAAGCUUCAUCCGCCAGCACCAACAGCUGUUUCGUCGCCGAUAUCGAGGAGGUGCGCGUCAGUCCGGUUGUCUCUAGACGCGGUCUUCUGAGUGUCCUCGAAAAGGGAGCCUUGGGCUGGGUUCGCCGUUGGGUAGUUGUCCGACGACCCUACGUCCUUCUCUACAAAGACGAGAAGGACUGUAUCGAGCGUGGCCUAAUUAACUUGAGCACCGCGAUUGUUGAAUACUCGGAGGACCAGGAAGAUGUCGGAAUGGUCAACGUCUUUAGCGUCAUUACGAAGCAUCGCCAGUAUUUGAUGCAAACACCAUCCGAUAAGGAAUUGUACGAUUGGUUGUACGCCAUGAAUCCGCUGUUGGCUGGCCAAAUCAGAUCACGAUUGGCACGCUGCCAACCAGGAGUGGUUCCUCCGAAUAAAUUAGUAGCGUCCACUUUACCAUUAGCAGCUAAUUAAUAGGUUCAGCCUGAAAUUCCUUAGACAAUGGCUUCUUGAAUGAGACGUAAUAAGGCUUCCUAUACUGCAACAAGAGAAAUGAUUAGGUUCAAGAGAGAAAUGAAAAUAACGGGAUUUGCUACCGUAUGUAUGUGUGUAUGGGUUGGUUGUCGAUCUGUGUUUCUUUUCCAUCAAUGAUCUCGCUGGCGUUCGCCUUUUGGUCCUGUUUCAAAUAAGUGUGAAUUGCUUGAUUUCAAAGCCCUCCUUCACUUUCUCGUUAUUAACUUAUUAUUAUGUACAGCUACAGCAACCAGCAAGCAGCUUUCCUUGUCUUUUUUUUUUCGCCAUCACUAAUAUUGAAUCAAUGUUUCCACGGCUAUUUUGCUUUUCUUGCUUUGUUUACAUUUUCUUCUUGGUUCUCCUCGGAUAGGAUCCAUUAUUCUAAAAAAAUAAUACUAAUAAUACUGCAAUUAUUGUAACGUGCACUUUUUGUGCUCGAGGCUUUCAUCUCAUCGUUCACCGCGUCCGUGCUGCUGUGGUGGUUUGCCUAUUCUAAAUUAAUAAGAGACCAAAAUAAAUAGUCACGUGGUGUCCAA